Messenger RNA from Lottia gigantea (owl limpet), 1507 nucleotides. RefSeq lists its product as hypothetical. NCBI's taxonomy places the organism in Eukaryota, Metazoa, Mollusca, Gastropoda, Lottiidae. Bases 185 to 1507 code for a protein of 440 amino acids. The transcript has 2 exons. The record is from RefSeq and is a predicted model, not a curated record.
CAAAGAUUAAAGACAAGCUAAGUGUAACAUCCCAAACCGUCAAGUCAUUAAACGUUGAUCGUUAUUGGUUGCCUAACGCGCUCGCACAAAAUGAAUGUUUGAUCAAAACGUUUCGAAAUGUUCGCCGGCGAACAUCAUUAAAUUUCGUGGAUAUUAUCUUAGUCAAAGUAUUUAAUUAUUUAAAAUGUUGAAGUUUCGAUUAAUUUUGACUGUGUUAACAGUAUUAUUAAUAACUGUGAACGGACAAUUCGGAGUAAAUAUUGAAAAUAAGAGUUCAACGUCAUCAUCUAAAAGUGCAGCUUCGAAACCCAGUGGUAAUUUCGCAAUCCCCACCGCACUACGACGUCCAAAUCCGUUUUUACAGAGGCUACCAUCGGCAGCAGCUGACCAAGAGGCUCUGUUCCAGUCCAAAACUGCUCAGGCCCAACCACAACCCAGUGCCCAGCCUACCAACAAACCAUCUUUUCAGAAUGGGCAACAGUCGGGAGGCAAUCAACCAAUGUAUCCCAAUCAACCCGACCCCUAUCAGACAGGGUCAUACCAAGGGCCCUAUAAUUCGAUGAACUCAAACAAUAAUAAUCCGCCGACCAUGGCAGGGCCUGUCCCAGCUGAUAGAAUCUCUUACCAGCCGGCACCGAAAAACACAGUUCAGAGUGGUUACCAACAACCCAUGCCUGGUCAACAAUCCAUGCAGGUUCCCAACAAUGGUCCCUCCCUACCGGCUGGGCCGAGCUAUGACCUACACAAUCAGUACCCACCCCAACAAAAUGGGUAUCCACCACAGCAACAAAUGCAAGAACCUCAUUUCUCUUCUCAAUAUCAAUCACAGUUCCCACAAUACAACCAACCACAAUCUGGUAUGCAACCACCAAUGACUUUAAAUUCUCCUGCUGGUCCAGUCCAAACACCCGGCUUCAACGAUCCAAAUGGUAAAGGAUACGAUGCAUUUGGUCAGCCAUCUUAUCCUGCGUAUGAACAACAGCCACAAGCUCAACCAGGUGCAUACCAACAACCGCAAACUCAACCGGGUGCAUAUCAACAACCACCAGCUCAACCUGGCGCAUAUCAACAACCACCAGCUCAACCUGGCGCAUAUCAACAACCACCAGCUCAACCUGGCGCAUAUCAACAACCACCAGCUCAACCGGGUGCAUACCAGCAACCACCAGCGCAACCAGGUGCAUACCAGCAACCACCAGCUCAACCAGGUGCUUAUCAGCAACCGCAGACAGGAGCAUAUACACAGCAAAGUCAGCCACAAACUGGCGGAUACCAACAGUCAUACGUUGACCCAAAUCAGCAAUACCAGACACAGCAAGGCCAAUCACAAUAUCCUCAAUACCAGCAACCUGCAAACCCUGCACAGCCUACCCAAACGUAUGCGGAUCCUAGUGUACCAAUUCCAAGAGUGCCAGGGCAGCAACAACCUUACGACCCACAAGCUCAACCUCAGGGAGUCCCAGCUACUGCUCCAGCACCAGGCAAGUACUUAACAUUUCUUUUCUAG